Messenger RNA from Capsicum annuum, 1150 nucleotides. RefSeq lists its product as uncharacterized. The transcript has 2 exons. Bases 330 to 887 code for a protein of 185 amino acids. Lineage: Eukaryota; Viridiplantae; Streptophyta; Magnoliopsida; Solanales; Solanaceae. The record is from RefSeq and is a predicted model, not a curated record.
UAUUAAAUCAUCGAAAUUUAUAAAAAUUAUCCAUAAUUAUUGAGGAUUCUCAAUACACCAAAUGUUUUUCCAUUUUCACAGGCUCAAUCUGGUCCGAAGGAUCCCAAUCAUGAGUUCCUAAAAGUAUCUUUCAUUAUAUUACACUCGGUGAUUUUAAACUCACACGCAAACAGAAGAAAAAAAAAAAAUAAACUACAAAAUUACAGAAAAAAACAACAGAAAUAUCUUAUCUAAUCGGAUCUUAACGUCCAAUAAACCAUUUCCCAUUUCGGAUCCAAAAGUAGUUUAGUAACUCAGUCUCGUCCACAUACUUGUUAUCCGCCACAACAAUGGCUCUCACUGGAAAUCCAACUCUCUGUAACUGUUCAUCAACGAAAAUAAUACCCUACACCCAAUUCCCUCUUCGCUGUCCAUUUUCACUUCCAUCUCAGGGUAAAAGAAGACGAUUAUUCACCGUACUAGCUGCAAAAAAGUUCACCGCAGGGAAGAACAAGAGAAGUUCAAUUUCAACGAAAGAGGCAGAGGAAGAUGAUGAAGAAGAAGAGUUUCGAAAGGUGAAUAUUAGUAUUGGCAGUGAGGCAACUGCGACGAUUGGUGAUGGUUUUGAGAUGCCGAAGCUUCCUGGAGAGGAAAAGGACUUUUGGGAAGGUCCUCAAUGGGAUGGAUUUGGAUUCUUUGUUCAGUAUAUGUGGGCUUUUGGCGUUGUCUUUUCGCUAAUUGCAUGUGGUAUUGCUGUGGCCACAUAUAACGAUGGAGCUACAGAUUUCAAGGCUACUCCUGUUUAUAAGGAAGCAAUUCAAUCACAAGAACUUCUUGAAGAACCAGAGGCUUCUGACUCAGAUGUGUUCGAGUCAAAUCCAACUGAAGUGGCACCUAGUUUGGAAUAGAUAAGUUUGCUAAGUUCACUCCUAAUGAAGAAUUGUCUGUCUUCAUAAUGUGAUAAUUACGGGUAAACAGAAGUUCCUGCUAAGUGCCCAACUCAGAUUCGAAGUUACUCUUACAAGCUGGAAUGUAGUCCUCUUUACACUUUGUAUCCACAUGGCGUUGAAGCGCCAAAUAUAUUGAUGAAAUUAUGGAAGUUGACUGUUUGUUUUCAGCUACAAAUCAAAAGGACGUUGAGUAGUUCUUAUGCAAUUUUCGUUUCAUCUUA